This is a messenger RNA of Monoraphidium neglectum, 259 nucleotides long. RefSeq lists its product as hypothetical. The record is from RefSeq and is a predicted model, not a curated record. The transcript has a single exon. The annotation marks the transcript as partial. NCBI's taxonomy places the organism in Eukaryota, Viridiplantae, Chlorophyta, Chlorophyceae, Sphaeropleales, Selenastraceae.
AUGCGGCGCGCGGCCUCGGCGCAGCAUCACCAGCAGGGCCAAUCAAUGAGCGAUGACAAUGAGCAGCAGCAGAGCGUCUGUGGACUGCCGAACCGGAGACAUCUUCUGGCAUCAGCUGCAACUGCGGCCGUCGCCGGAGCCGUCGGCGCCGCCGGGGGCUUUGCCGUGCCGUCGGCGUGGGCAGCUGCUGAGGCCGCGCUGCCGCUCGUGCCCAAGGCAGCCCUCACGCCGCAGCUCUCGGUCAGCCGGGUCAUCAAAG